Messenger RNA from Macrobrachium nipponense, 4797 nucleotides. Its product is annotated as bridge-like lipid transfer protein family member 1. NCBI's taxonomy places the organism in Eukaryota, Metazoa, Arthropoda, Malacostraca, Decapoda, Palaemonidae. The record is from RefSeq and is a predicted model, not a curated record. The coding region runs from base 83 to 1810 and encodes 575 amino acids. Gene Ontology annotation, biological process: synaptic vesicle endocytosis. The transcript has 11 exons.
AAUAACGCAAGCUACGAGCAAAUCUGGCUCCUGGGAAACAUUGGUGCUUUUUGCUGUCAAUUUUACACGUUUGAAUGUACAAAUGAACAUGGGAAAUGUUAUGGGAAAUGUUGUGUGGACUACCAAAGACUUUAAAGCCUAUGGAAGAUUAUCAAUUGGAAGCACUGGCCACAAGAACAUGCACAUUGGACUCAGUUUAGGCGGUUCAGGAUUAGAUGCUAAGGGUGGUAUCGUUGGUGGUACCAUUGAAUUGUCCGAAAUUAAUGUUUACUUAAAAAUUCGUGAAGAUCCUGGGAUGGAACCUGAUCAUACAGUGGGUAUGAAAUUGUUUGCAUCCCAGUCUCGCUUGGACUACAUGGGUACCAGUGUUCUAAUGGGACGUGUAUCUUCAUUUGCUGUAACUCUCAGAGAUGAAUGGAAGCUAAAGCAGUGUGCUGAGGAGGAUGAGGAUGCUACUCGCAGGGGUGCAACAAUUUUCAUCCUCGGUGAUUUGGAAUGGGAUCAGUUGCAACUCAUUAUAAGCAAAUCAACAACAGCUGAUCUUCUGAAGAUGCACCACAAAUUAGAUGAAUUCUUCUCUCAGCAGUUCAAGUCCAGCAAAAGAGUUUUCUCUUCUCUGCAGCCAACACGACAUAAAUCUUCAGUGAAACAGAAGCACAAGGAUGGCAACCGCAAGCUAGCCAAUGUUUUAGGUAUUUCAACAGGUCAGGAUGCACGUCACCACCGACAUUGGCAAGGAGUUUUGAGUAGAGUAUCUGGGCUGCGCCUCACAACGCUACCCUUGCCCCUCCCAGACUCAGGGACUGUCCUUGGGGGAUCUUUGGAGUUACAUGGAAAAACAAUCUCCCUUGCCUGCUUCCAUGGAGUAAAUUUCAAGAGCAAAUCAUGGGCUCUGUUUAGCCUUCAGGAGCCUUAUAUUAACUUCACAUCAGAAGUUCAAGACGUCCCUGGUGACCCUCCUCGGGAUACCCACAUUGUUCAGAACCUAACUUUCAGCCUAGGAGUCAUGGAGCAGACUCAUGCACAGCAUGUCUCUAUGGCUACUGUUUGUCGUAUCACUAGAAACAUGGUCUUCCCUCCACAGUUUAGAACAAUACAAGAAUGGUUUCAUUAUGCUUUUUGCACUUCUGAACUUGAUAAUGUUGACAGAUUUCCAUCUCUGGAUCGUAGUGACAGCUUACUUUCUUCAUCUUCUGAAGGAAAAAGAGCAUCAACUAGACUACAAGAUCAUAAUCAUUCUUCUGAAACCAUUUUUGCUCUUCCUUCAAUGCAGAUUCAUUUGAAUACCAAGCAUCUGCAGUCUGCAACAACACCUGAUUUUAUGGAUGAAAAACCUAAAGUUGAAUGUGCACUGGUAACUGAAUUCCAAGACCACAUAUUUGUUGCUGUUGAUGCGGAGAAUUUCUUUUUCCUUCAUGAUCUUAUUUCAUCAUAUGUGAAAGACACUAAAGAAAAAAUGGCUAGGAAAAUAAAGGUGGGUUCUGAAAAUGACAGCAAGGAUGGAAUAGACAAAAAACCAAAAGUUGUUCGAGUGAAUGAGCCUACUCAGUUAUUACAGCAAGACUGGCGAGAGUUUACGUGCACAACUUGGCACUUGGAGCCAACUGUCAGAUUACUAUCAUGGGCAACUAAAAAUCUUGAACCUUAUGGUGUUGACUACAUUCUCCAGAAACUUGGCUUCAGCCAUGCUAGAACUACCAUUCCCAAAUGGCUUCAACGGGGUUGUAUGGAUCCUUUAGACAAGGUUCUAUCAGUGUUGAUGUUCCGAAUGAUUGCAGCAAUAUAUGAGCAUGACACAGCAAAUAAAUAAACAAAAAAUCUUUUAGGUAGAAGAUGAACAUCAUCCUCUUUUAUUUCACAAAAGAAGCAUGAGAGAGAGAAAGAGAGAGACAUUGUCUGUUUAUAGAUAUUUUAGUAUUGUGCAUGGUUACAGUUUGUUGCAAUGCAUUAUUUACUUUAAUGCAAAACCACACCAAUUGCUAUACAAUUUAUUAUAACAGCAAUUUCUUGACUGUAUAUAGAUAUGUAUGUAAUUAGUUUGGAAAUUACUAGUUUAUAUAAAUAACAGGCAUCAUUGAAUAGUAUUGUAAAUAUACUUUUUCAGCACACUGCUUUACCGAAUUAUUAAGAAAUUCAACCUGAGGAUGAACCAUUUUUCUGUUUUAACAGGAAUGGUUAUUCUUUUUUUAGCUCUAAGUUGAACAUUCAGUUUUAGGAUAUAGGUUAUCAUAACUUUUUUAUAAAUACAUCACAACAGUGAUUAUGAUUUCAAUGUCCAGAAAAGAAUAGUGUGCUGUUUUAAUACGAUUCCAAGUAUAUGUCAGACUUCAUUGUUAAUUUGGAAAAAUAAGAACACUCUAGUCUUUAAAGCAUUUGUGGUACUGUAUAUUAUUUAACCAUACGAUAUGAAGUUGAUAUACUGGCUUGUCAACAUUUUCUGUGCAUUAUAUUAUUUACUACUAUAUGUACAUUAUUUAUUUUACCUAUGUACAGUAAUAUCUCACAUUAAGUCGGUAACUCGUUCCAAAUACACAACUUAAGUCGAAAAACAAUCAGCCAAAAUAAGACUGAAAAAAUUACCUUGACACCCUCGAAACCUUUAUAAGCAACCUCAUGAUAUAACUUUACAUGUAUGUAAACUUACAAUAAGCGUUUCGAUAGUUAAAUAUUUUACUGUAUUUUUAAUACUAAAAAUUUAUGCAUAGUAUAGAUUUUAAAGAAUGCAGAGAACCAAAAGAAACAGGAAUGUAGCACUGUAUACUGUAUUGUACUGUAUCUUCCUGGUGAGUGACAUUCCUGUGCUGAGUGGGCCAGAGGAGAGACUGUAUGGAUGGACAUCAUAAGUUGAUUUUUAUUAAAUCCCCUAUAAUUUUUUACCAAAAUUUUCAUAACAUCAAAAAUGCCGUAUGUUGAAACGACUUAACUGGAGGUAUUACUAAAUGGAGUUCAUUUACCCUCAGUGUUAAAACUUUUAUAAGCUUCUUGCAAGUAUAGUAUAUAUUUUCAGCAAUGACCCAUCUCCAGAUAUUUUAAAUAACAUAGCCAUCUCAUGGAGCUAGGAAGUUUGAAUAUGACUAUAUAUCUUUGGUUUAUUAUAUCACUUAUCACCUAUGUGCCAUAAGGCAAUAUAAGGCUUUGCUGAUCUGCAGUAUUUCCUUUUACAUGACUCAUAAAAUGUUCAAAUACAAUAUUUACUUUAUUAUGGAUUUGUACAUUUUAAAAAUGUUUGUAUCCCUUCCUGUAACGUUAUAAAAAAAACAUUUUAUAAAAAGAUUCUAGUCUGUGUAAAGUUAAUUUAUUAGUGCAGUACUACUUCCUACCAUUCCUCAUUUAGUUUAGUUCUAUAAGACAAGUUGUCUCAUUUCUAUGUGUUGUAUAUUAACAAUAAUGAUUUAAUUUUUUAUAAUUUAUGGGAAUAUUUAAGAAUAAAUUAUUUUAGUUGUUAUUUUACCUUCCUGUUGUUUUUCAGGCUUAUAAGCUAAGCUUUGCUGUUGAUGUAUUUUUUAUUGUGUAUGACAUAAUUGUAAAAUGCUUGGGUUUUGUCUGAUUGCAUAAUAGCUGUCCAGCACUGCUAAUUGAUCAAAACAAUCCUUGUUGUAUCAAACAAACAUAUUAUAUUCAGUGAAUCUAUAGACUGAAAACAAUGUUCUACUCCUAAGAGUAAAGUUGGCUAAAGAGCUUUUGUAAAGUUAUUGAGCACUUCCAUGAAAAUACUUUGUAGUACAUUUUAUAUAUUCUUUCUGGUUAAUGAUUGAUCAUUAAAUUAAAAAUUCAUACAUUUAAAAACAUGCACUCUCGUGGUGUGAGAAUGGACAACUUUGUUUUAUCUGAAUAUCUAGUUGUAAUAUUUAUUUGCAAAUUUAUUAAAAUAACAAUGAGGCAAAUAAAUCAUAUUCAGACAUUCAGCAAGGGGAAAUUCUAAAUUCAGUGUCUAGCAAUGUUCAAUUAUCUGUGAGAAAUAUAUUACUUUAUUAUUUUUUUAUGUUUAUCGUGUUAUCUUUGCAAUAGUAAGUCUAAUUCAUUUAAAACUGAAGACCAAUCAGUUCUUGUUAUCAGGUUUCAAAGUUUGGUAUUUUCAUAUUCACAUGAAAUUACAAUGUUAUAUAAAAGCAACCCUUUGAUGUUAGUGUCAGCGUUUCUCUUUCACAUCUUGAACUUGAAAUUUGUAAACUUUACACUGGUUUAUAUUGAAUUUCACAACACUUUCAGUAAGAAUAUUUACAACUCACUAGUUACACAAAUGCUGUUAACAACACUUCAUUGAAACCAUAAUUGCACAGGAAUUACACAAUCAUGAUUAAAGCCUUUACUGUAAAUUAAAUCUGCAAUACCGAGAAUUGUCAUUUCUGAGCAUUACUAGUUGAAGCAAGGUUCAUGUCAAAUAUUCAGUACAUGGAUAAUUACUUUUUACUGUUAGUUCUGAACCAAUGUAUGAACUACACUACAAAAUAACAACUGCUCAUAUUGGAUUGUAAGCAUACAGCAUGAAAUAGUGUAAUAUUGUAUGAUAAAUACUUGAAUGUAAUUUAGCACUAAUGAUGGUCACCUCAUAAAGGACAAAAAUAAUUAAGAUUUAAAUUGGGAAUUGGCUUUUUUAAUAUUCAAGGAGACUAUAAGUAAUCUAGAGAUUUACACUUUAGCAAUUUAACCAUGGAAACAAGCACUUUUCAUUAUGAAAGCUAGUGACUGGGUAUCUUUCAAGUGUUAUCCUGUUGCAGGGUGCAGGUAAGUCUAGUCAUCAUGUUCAUAUGUGUACUCUGUAUAGUUAUUUUAGCCUGAUAAUAAAUUUCAAGCUUC